Molecule: messenger RNA, 919 nt
Organism: Anguilla rostrata (American eel)
Lineage: Eukaryota; Metazoa; Chordata; Actinopteri; Anguilliformes; Anguillidae
Gene: pin4
Product: protein (peptidylprolyl cis/trans isomerase) NIMA-interacting, 4 (parvulin)
Exons: 4
Coding region: 120-506 (128 amino acids)
Biological process (GO): rRNA processing
Cellular component (GO): nucleus
Molecular function (GO): peptidyl-prolyl cis-trans isomerase activity; DNA binding
Source: RefSeq, a predicted model, not a curated record
AAAUACAAACACGAAAUUAUUUUAACAGGCUUCACGAUAAACCCCUUGACAUGGGUCCACUUUCCAGUGAAGUCGAAUCUAACUGAAACGUGAAUUUUGGGCCUUAUAAGAAAACAAAAAUGCCACCAAAAGGAAAAGGUGGUAAGGCUGGCAAAGGCGGAGGUGCUUCAGGAAGUGGUGACACCGAUAAGAAAGAGAAGAAAGAGAAAGGAGGAACCGCUGUAAAGGUUCGACAUAUCCUUUGUGAAAAACAUGGAAAAUGUAUGGAGGCAAUGGAGAAAGUCAAGUCAGGUGUCCGGUUCAGUGAGGUGGCAUCACAGUACAGUGAAGAUAAAGCCAGACAAGGAGGUGACCUCGGCUGGAUGACAAGAGGGUCCAUGGUUGGACCAUUCCAGGACGCAGCCUUUGCCCUGCCGGUCAGCUCAAUGGACAAACCUGUAUACACAGACCCUCCUGUCAAAACAAAGUUUGGCUAUCACAUUAUCAUGGUGGAGGGCAAAAAAUGAUUAGAGCUUCUGACAACCCCAGAGAAUUCUUUGAUUGGAUUGUUGUACCAUUUUUUGUUUUAUUUUAUUAUGAGAUGGUCUUACUUGAGUGUUAAAGGUUAUGCCAUUUUUUUCUGCAGAUUUUUAGUCAAUCCCUUGAUGAACGGAUGGAAGAUGAUUUCAUUGGUAAACCAAAUGACUGAUAGUGUCUCUUUACAGUUUGGUAAUUUUAUUUCCGAAGCACUGUAAGACACAGUUGGACCUUAUCUGACUUAUAUUGACAGUAUAUUGACAGUGUGGGACCAUGAAGACAUGAAAUAUUUGCUAGUCCUAGCGAUUUGUAUUGGUUUUCUUUUCUCCUCCUUGCUUUGUGCACUUCUGUGGUAAACCAAGUAAAAAUUCAGGACCUGUGAAAAUAAAAACACGGACGAUGA